CUUAUUUUCUUCAAAAAAGGAAAAGAAAAGCAAAAAGAGGAAGAAAGGACGCCCUCUCUCAAAUGGGCCUCCUGGUCCAGCUCCCCAACCUCGCCGCCGCCCGGCGCCCAGCCACCGCCGCCGCCCGCCUGAGCUGCCGCGGUGGGCGCCUCACUGUAUCUGCCGCGGCGCCCGGCGGUCCCGUGAAGGAGGAGGAGGAGAAGGGGGCGGGGAAGAAGGAGAAGAUAGUGAUUAGAGUCUCGGACCCGGUGCGGGAGAGGAGGCUCCCGCCACCGCUGUCCUCCGCCCCGGAGGCGUCGUCGGAGCCUCCACUGGCACCGGUCGCGGAUAGGCAGCGCGGCGAGGAGGACGGCGAGGAGGAGGGCAGGAGGCGGUACUACGUGAACAUGGGGGACGCCAUCCGGACGCUGCGGGAGGAGCUCCUUGUCCUGUUCUACCGGGAGCCCAGCUUCGAUAUCUACAGAGAUGAUAUCAUCUUCAAAGAUCCUCUCAAUAAUUUUGUGGGUAUUGAUAAUUAUAAAAGAAUAUUUUGGGCACUACGGUUUAUUGGCCAAAUUCUCUUCAAGGCAGUGUGGAUUGACAUUGUCAGUAUAUGGCAGCCCAUCGACAAUGUAAUCAUGAUCCGGUGGAUUGUCCAUGGCAUCCCCAGGGUUCCAUGGGAAGGAUAUGGCCGCUUUGAUGGCACCUCAGAAUAUAAGUUGGAUAAGAAUGGGAAGAUCUAUGAGCAUAAGGUGGACAAUCUUGCCAGGAAUUCACCAACGAAAUUCAAGGUCUUGCCAGUCGAAGAGUUCAUCAGAUCACUUGGAUGCCCAUCUACUCCAAAACCGACAUACUUUGAGACGCUGACAUUAUCCUUGAUGUCAGUCAUGCCAUUUUGGUUGAGAUUGACAUGUAUGAGAUGCUACCUGUCUUUGUACCUUACUCUAGCUAUUUUAGCAAAAGGGUGAUGGCUCAGGUCCAAUCUGAUGUCUCCAAAUUUUGCCGGAAAUGCACCUACUUCCCAAUGAGCAGUACCUAAUUGUAACAACUGUGUGUGUACAGUGAUAAAUUUUUAUUUAGAGAAUAUAACUAUAGAUGCACCUCUUGGCUGA
Molecule: messenger RNA, 1091 nt
Organism: Phragmites australis (common reed)
Lineage: Eukaryota; Viridiplantae; Streptophyta; Magnoliopsida; Poales; Poaceae
Exons: 2
Coding region: 63-947 (294 amino acids)
Source: RefSeq, a predicted model, not a curated record